AGAGGGUGCUCUUGUGUGCCUGGUGCCUGCAGAGCCUGUCUGCAGCGCUGCUCGCAGCCAAGGCGGGGAGAAACCCAGCCUGCCAUUGGGUGAAGCAACCACUUCUGCGGGCCAGGAAGCGAGCUGUGGUGUGCUGCAUGGUAGCUGCUCAGAGCUGUCUGCUCUAGAAGGAGCUAAAGAGGAGUGGGAAAGCUCAGAUCAAGAUGUUUGAAAUGUUUGGGAACCUCUAAUUAGGAAUAAGUCUGUGAGAUAGAAGAAACGAAAUUCUCCAGGUUGGUUGGCAAGGAAGAGAACACGAUGGGAUUCCUGCUCUUCACGCUCACCGGCUUUUGAGUUUCUGCAAAAGCUCAGCCCCGCAGCGGUGUCGGAAGCGGCUCCCCCAUGGCUGCAGCCAGCGGCGAGGGGCUGGCAUGGACCCCGCUUCUGCCGGCUGGCACUGCCCUGGCCCUGCUCGGCGUCCUGGUCUACCUGGGCGCCCUGUGCGCUGCCUGCAGACGCAAGGGCAGGAAGAAGAAGGUCCCUCUGGAUGCGGUGAAGCUGGUGGAUGAGUCCCUGCUCAGACAGACGCAGCUGCGGUCGCUCAGCAAGUCCGACACGAAGCUGCAUGAGCUGUACCGGGUGAAGGCCAGGGAUGACACCCAGCGGCCGGCCAGCCUGGAUUUCCCCUGCGCCGUGGCCCCCCCCACCGGUGCCGACUCCCUGCACAGCUCCGGAGUCAGCGUCCUCCUGCACCGUGAGCUGCCCCAGAUCCCCGUCCCCGAGCUCCCGGCCGCCUCCCCGGCCCCCGACCAAACCUACUCCAACCUGCUCUUCACACCGCUGCGGAAGCCGGUGCCAGACACUGUGUACGAGUGCCUGGCGGUGGGGGGGGAGGAUGCUCCAGUGCCCCCCGCACCCACCAGUACCCAGGUGUGUCCCCCAUGUGCUGGGCACAGGGCGGCCGAUUACGCCUGCGUCCGCAAGGUGAAGAAGACGGUGCCUGCGGAGGUGCAGGAUGGGGCCAUGGCGGGACCUCCCGCAGCCCCGCAGUGCUGGGACGGCACGGGCGACGCUCCCCGGGCGAAGCUGGAAGAGAUGUACUCGACGGUGUGCAAAGCCACCAAGAAGAAAACCCCGGUCCCUGCAUCGUCCCCGAGGGCCACAAGGGAGGCGGGUGCUGGGUGGCCGCUCCCCCGCCGGGAAGAGGGUGCCCUGGCCGGGUGCUGGUCCCCAGCAGCCCAAGGUCCCCCCGACCCCUGCUAUGAGUCCAUCAACGACAGAGCCUGGACUGCUCAGGGCCACGGCCCCGACCCAGACUACGAGGCCGUGGACAUGAAUUGGAAGAAGGCGGCCAAACGGGACAAGCCGGGGAAGCCCUGCGCCCCCGAGAACCUGUACGAAAGCGUCAGUGACAUUUGGGCGGGGGAGUCCCGGCGAGCCUCUGCCAGGACGGCAGCCAACGGGCUGGAGGUGUACAUCACCAACCUAUAGCAUCCCCACGGGACCGGGGUCCUGCCGCAGGGUGCUCCCACCCUGGCCAGAUGCCCUCGGGGUGGGGGUUCCCCCAGGACCGGCUUUCUAGGGGGUUGAGCCCCCCAGGGACGGGCAGACACCAGCCCAGUGCCCACCGGGGUGGCUGUGUCCC
Grus americana (Whooping crane) is the source of this 1624-nucleotide messenger RNA. It is a transcript of the gene LIME1, whose product is annotated as Lck interacting transmembrane adaptor 1. Lineage: Eukaryota; Metazoa; Chordata; Aves; Gruiformes; Gruidae. The coding region runs from base 382 to 1470 and encodes 362 amino acids. Gene Ontology annotation, biological process: B cell receptor signaling pathway; T cell receptor signaling pathway. The transcript has 6 exons. The record is from RefSeq and is a predicted model, not a curated record.